This is a messenger RNA of Pollicipes pollicipes, 1269 nucleotides long. RefSeq names its product E3 ubiquitin-protein ligase RNF185. The record is from RefSeq and is a predicted model, not a curated record. NCBI's taxonomy places the organism in Eukaryota, Metazoa, Arthropoda, Thecostraca, Pollicipedomorpha, Pollicipedidae. The coding region runs from base 170 to 1051 and encodes 293 amino acids. Gene Ontology annotation, cellular component: endoplasmic reticulum. Gene Ontology annotation, biological process: ubiquitin-dependent protein catabolic process. Gene Ontology annotation, molecular function: metal ion binding; ubiquitin protein ligase activity. The transcript has 5 exons.
UUGAGGGUGGUUUUGGAUUGGCGGCUGUGGACCUAUGUUUGUGUCGUUGAGUGUUUUAUGGAGAUCUGACUUGUGACUAGGAAAGUUUAUCACUGAAGCAAGUGAUAGUCCAAUUGUUGUAUAUAUGUAGACCAACUGUUGAUCAGUUCUCACCAGACUGAGUUGGACUAUGUCUGGAGUUGAGGGCAGUGAGCCAGGUGGAGCCAGUGGUGGGCAACAGGAGCGCUCUGACCCAACUGAUGGCGCUUAUGAAUGCAACAUCUGCCUGGAUCAGGCACGAGAUGCUGUGGUCAGCAUGUGUGGGCAUCUCUUCUGCUGGCCAUGCCUGCACACCUGGCUGGAGAUGCGGCGCGCCAACCCCGUGUGCCCCGUCUGCAAGGCGGCCAUCAGCCGAGACAAGGUGAUCCCGCUGUACGGCCGCAACAGCUCCAACAAGGACCCGCGCGACCAGCGGCCGCCGCGGCCGGCCGGCCAGCGCACAGAGCCCGAAAACCAGGGCAACGGCUUCGGCGGUCUGAACUUCGGCGACACCAACUUCCACAUGUCCUUCGGCAUCGGCGCGUUCCCGCUCGGCUUUUUCGCGUCGACCCUCAACUUCGGCGGCGAGCGACUGAACCCCCAUGCUGGCUUCCAGCAGGGUCAGCAGUUCCAGGCCGACGACCAGAUGCUCUCCAAGGUAUUUCUGGGUCUGGGCAUCUUCUGCGUCAUCUGGAUCCUGUUGGCAGUAGUGUCACUCCGGAACGGUGCGCCUCGGCCGGCGCGAUCAGCACCGCCCUCUUCUAUUCAUAUCUGUGUCGCGGCCGAGCGGGGCCACGACAGAGCCCGCAGUGCGCGCCGGCUGGCCGCAAGGCAGCCGGCUGGCCCGCACCGGCGCUGCCCGCGGGGCGACAGGCGACCCUGCGCGCCGGCCGCGGCCGCCGGUGUUGACCAGCUGUGGAACCGCGCGCGCCCAUCACUGUCGGCCUAUGCGUAUAUUUACCGGGAAUAUCACUAUGUGUGUGCUUGUGGGUGGGGUAUGUGGACGUUGUCCCUCUGCAGGGGUCGAUGCUGAGGUGGCUAGCGCGAGCUGCUUGCGAUCACGACCGGCAUGGGUGUAGACUGCUGCCGGGCGGGCGGCCUCACAGAGAGGCCUCUAGCUGGCCGGCCGGCCGCCGGCCCAAGCGCGCCACCCGGGCGCCCCAGAGCUCAGCUUUAUCGUCUGGCCGUGCGCGUGUGCGUGUGAGGCGCGCAGCCCGCCUGUGGACGGCGUCGGUCGCGGGUGCUGCUGCG